This is a messenger RNA of Vitis riparia (riverbank grape), 1958 nucleotides long. RefSeq lists its product as uncharacterized. Gene Ontology annotation, biological process: translation. NCBI's taxonomy places the organism in Eukaryota, Viridiplantae, Streptophyta, Magnoliopsida, Vitales, Vitaceae. Gene Ontology annotation, molecular function: structural constituent of ribosome; RNA binding. Gene Ontology annotation, cellular component: ribosome; mitochondrial small ribosomal subunit. Bases 66 to 1565 code for a protein of 499 amino acids. The record is from RefSeq and is a predicted model, not a curated record. The transcript is spliced from 8 exons.
AACCCUACUCUUUCAUCUCUACGAUCCUCACUGCGUGCUGGCUUUUCUUCAAUGAUUCCGUAACAAUGGCGAUCAAAUCACAAGCCGCAGCAUCUUCAAUCUCUCGUCUCAUUUUCAGUAAAAUCAUCUUCAAGAAACCCCCUAUCAAACCACUCUCCACUUUCCCUCACUUUCCUACCGCCCAAACACCCCAUUUUCCGUUUCCUGGAACCAGUCGAUUCUUCUCAUCGGCUCGAACAGUGCAAGAGCUUCUCGCUGAAGUAGAGCGCGAAAAGCAGAGGGAGAAAGAGCAGAGGAAAAGAGCGGGCCUCGAUGUGAAGGAGAUUGACGAUGAAGACGAAGAGGACUACAUGGGCGUUGGCCCAUUGAUCGAGAAGCUUGAGAAGGAGAAGCUGAAGAGUAGUGGCGAUCUCAACAUGUACGAAGAGCGUACCGAUUCCGACAGCGACGAGGAUGACGAGAGGUUCACCACCGAGGCCGUCAAGAAGCGCGCGGAGGUGUUUGAGAAGAAGUUCAAGAGGCAUGGGGAGCUACUCAAUAACUUCGCUGAGGCCGAGACACUUGAUGAUGCUUUCAAGUGGAUGACUAGAAUCGACAAGUUUGAGCAAAAACAUCUCCAGCUCCGCCCAGAAUACAGGGUUAUUGGUGAAUUGAUGAACCGUCUUAAAGAAGCAGAAGGCAAGGAUAAGUUCAUUCUUCAACAGAAGCUGAAUAGGGCAGUAAGGUUAAUUGAGUGGAAGGAAGCUUAUGAUCCUAACAAUCCUGCCAAUUACGGAUACAUACAGCAUCAACAAGUGGGACCCAAUGUUGAUCUUCUGGAACAUGCUGGGUUUGAGAAGGAGAAGCAAAUGAUUCAAGGGGCUGAGAUGGAUGAAGAUGAUGAUGGUGAGUUUGAUGACAUGAAAGAGAGAGAUGAUAUAUUGUUAGAGAAGCUUAAUGCCAUUGACAAGAAACUUGAAGAGAAAUUGGCGGAGUUGGAUCAUACAUUUGGUAAAAAGGGGAAACUUCUAGAGGAGGAGAUCCGAGAUCUGGCAGAGGAGAGGAACUCUUUGACAGAGAAGAAAAGAAGACCUCUUUAUAGAAAAGGCUUUGAUGUGAAGCUGAUUGAUGUAAAUCGAACAUGUAAAGUUACAAAGGGGGGGCAAGUGGUCAAGUACACCGCUAUAUUAGCUUGUGGGAACUAUCAUGGUGUUGUUGGUUAUGCAAAAGCAAAAGGCCCAGCAAUUCCAAUUGCCCUCCAGAAGGCAUAUGAGAAAUGCUUUCAAAAUCUCCAUUAUGUUGAACGAUAUGAGGAGCAUACGAUUGCUCAUGCAGUACAGACAACAUAUAAGAAAACCAAGGUGUAUCUCUGGCCUGCACAAACUACUACAGGCAUGAAAGCAGGCAGAACUGUCCAAACCAUUUUGAAUUUAGCUGGUUUCAAAAAUGUCAAAUCCAAGGUAAUUGGCUCAAGGAAUCCCCAUAACACAGUUAAGGCUCUGUUCAAGGCUCUCAAUGCUAUUGAAACUCCCAAAGAUGUUCAAGAGAAGUUUGGUCGGACGGUUGUGGAGAAGUACUUGCUGUGAUAAUCUUGAGGCAGAUAAUUUGUCUUGGAUUUCAGAGGGUUCAUAUGAUGAGGAAAAUGAAAUUUUGUUACACAUUCUUUUCCCUUGAAUGACAUGUUUUUUCCCCUUAAAAUGGGUAAAGGGGAAAGAUGGAAAUGGGGAACUUGGUGCGAAGGUAGUGCAUUUCCAGGAUAGAAAACAAACCCAGAGACCCUGGGGAGUAAAAACCUAGGAAUUUCCAACCUUCUACAAACCGGAUCUUUUUAGGUAUAUUUCUUAGAUGAUCUUUUUCCUUCUUAUUCAGGGCCCUUUUAUUUUCAUCCUUCUUUCAUGCCGCUGAAACCUUUUUGGUUGCACAGUCUUAUCCAGAGUACCUUAUUACUUGAAUAAAAUGUUCUUACAUUAUUUGCUGCA